AUGCAGCGUGUGCACGGCAGCCAGAAGGAUCUGGCGACGGCGGCGAGCUCACGCCAUCCAUUAUUUUUGCACAUCAGCAAUCUUCCAAACGUGAUGAAGCGCAGCAAUACGGUAUCGACGCAACGACCGUCGAGCCGCAACACCAUGCAUUCGCCGCCGCAGCUUUUUGUUUCGCUCGGCGAGACAGUGCCUCGACAAGAAAAACGUGUGUCAUUCAAAGAUGCCGAGUUAAAUCAUAACCGCCCAUUGUCUUGUGCCUCGUCGCCGCUGCCACCAAACAGAAAAGUCGGCUACCAUAAUAGGAAGCUCCAUCGCUGUGACACUGGCGACAUGGCUCUUCUUGAGAGAUACUUGUCUCGAGAAAGCCUCUACGAUCCAUUCGACAGCCCAUCGCGGAGCUCGCAAGCUUUAACCGGCACACGCCGUCAAAUCCGUCGAGAACAGGAUGCGGCGCCCAAUAUUCGAAAAAGACUAAGCCGAAGUUGUGAUCAUCUCAAUGAGCACAACUUCAGCCCGCGUCUGCCACCAAUUCGGCGCCGUCCAACUAAGCACGUGCCGACACUGCAACACCUUAAUCGUCACGGUUAG
Caenorhabditis bovis is the source of this 588-nucleotide messenger RNA. The record is from the annotation of a GenBank genome assembly. NCBI's taxonomy places the organism in Eukaryota, Metazoa, Nematoda, Chromadorea, Rhabditida, Rhabditidae.